GGAUUCUCCAUGGGAUGGGAUGGGCUGCUGAAAACCAGGAAACUGGAGCGCUCUACUAUCAGGCUUCAUUACUUUCCAGUCGGCUGUCUGCACCUGUAGUGUCUAAAAAUGGACCGGUUCAGGGAGGUAUCUGCCUCUGAGAAGGAAAGGAAGCCAGCAUGGGAGGAGAGUGAAGAGGCAUCCAGCACCUCUUCUGGAAUUUGGACCCUGUCUGAUGAGGAGUGUCGUGAUCUGGAGACUGAGAUCUCUUGGCCGGAGGAGAAGCUGAGGUUCAUGAAGAGACUGUUGGCUGUUCCAGCUCUGCUGCUGACAAGUCUGGAGGAGAUGAACCCACAUGAGCUGAAGACAUUUCAGUCUAACCUGACUAGUGUCCAGCUGCCUGGCUGUCCUCCCAUCCCAGAGAGCCAGCUGGAGAACGCUGACAGACAGGUCACAGUGGAUCAGAUGGUGAAGACAUACGGCCCUGAGAGAGCUGUGGAGAUCACACUGAGGAUCCUGAGGGGGAUGGACCAGAAUUAUCUGGCAAAGAAGUUAAAGAGAGAUUACAAUAGAGCUCUGCUGCUGGCCACUCUGGAGGAGCUCACUGGAGAACAGCUGAAGACAUUUCAGUCUAAACUGACUAGUGUCCAGCUGCCUGGCUUUCCUCCCAUCCCAGAGUGCCAGCUGGAGAACGCUGACAGACAGGUCAUAGUGGGUCAGAUGGUGAAGAGAUACGGCCCUGAGAGUGCUGUGGGGAAAACACAGAGGAUCCUGAGGGGGAUGGACCAGAAUGAUCUGGCAGAGAAGUUAGAGAGAGAUUACAGACACAGAAGAGAAACAUCAGAUGCUGACAGUGAUGAAGAGAGUGAAAAUAAACUUUAUCGGAGGAAGUGGCAUAGGGCACUGGUAAUGAAGGAGGAAGCUGCCUCUGAGAUGGAAAGGAAGCCAGCAGGGGAGGAGAGUGGAGAACUCCCCAGCACCUCUUCUGGAAUGUUGACCCUGUCUGGAGAGAAGCGUCUUCAUCUGAAGACUGAGAUCUCUAGGAUGAAGGAGAAUCUGAGGUUCAUGAAGAGACCCUCCAUGUUGGAUGUUCCAGUUCUGCUGCUGACCACUCUGGAGGAGCUCACUGGAGAACAGCUGAAGACAUUUCAGUCUUACCUGAUUGGAGAACACUGA
Molecule: messenger RNA, 1155 nt
Organism: Coregonus clupeaformis (lake whitefish)
Lineage: Eukaryota; Metazoa; Chordata; Actinopteri; Salmoniformes; Salmonidae
Exons: 9
Coding region: 109-1155 (348 amino acids)
Cellular component (GO): cytoplasm
Source: RefSeq, a predicted model, not a curated record